GAGCAGCAGCCCAUCACGGUGCUGCUUACCGGCUUUGCACCCUUUAAGAAAGACUACCCGGUCAACCCUUCCUGGGAGAUCGUGCGCGGCCUGCCGGACUGGCUGCCCCCGCUCCGCGCCAAGACCGUCACCAGCACCCCGGUAGCCCCCGCCCCCGCCCCCGGGCCUGACCACCCCGCCCCGGUCACCAUCCCCCCGGUCCGGCUGCUCAUCCACCCGGAGCCGAUCCGCGUCAACUACACGGUCGUGCGCGACCUGCCUCACCGCCGCCCCCCCAAGAUCGACCUGGCCAUCCACGUCGGCAUGGCCGGCCCGCGCGCGUACUACUCGAUCGAGCGGCGCGGCCACCGCGACGGGUACGUGAUGCCGGACGUGGACGGGCGGUUCCUGCGGGAGGACGACGAGCGGCGGGCGCGGCGCGGGGAGGCGUGGGUGUGGGAGGGCGUGCCGGCCGAGCUGGAGACCGCGUUGGACUUGGGGGAUGUGCUCAGCCGGUGGAGGGGGUGGGCGCCGAAACACGCGGAUCUGAGGAUCUCGGAGGACGCGGGCCAUUACCUGUGCGACUUCAUCUACUUUUCGAGCCUGGCGCACUUGUACAAGGCGGGCGAGCCGAGGAAGGUGCUGUUCCUGCACGUGCCGUCGGACGCGUCGGAGAACAGCGUCGCGCUGGGGAGGGAGCUGCUGCUGCAGUUGGUGCGGUCGGUGGUGGAGAGCGAGGUC
This is a messenger RNA of Thermothielavioides terrestris NRRL 8126, 720 nucleotides long. RefSeq lists its product as uncharacterized. The annotation marks the transcript as partial. The record is from RefSeq and is a predicted model, not a curated record. Gene Ontology annotation, biological process: proteolysis. Lineage: Eukaryota; Fungi; Ascomycota; Sordariomycetes; Sordariales; Chaetomiaceae. The transcript has 4 exons.